GUCGUCGGGGAAGCAACGCUUUUAAGAAGCGGGAAAACAUCAAAAAACAUAUAUACAUAUAUAGUCAGUGGGCCGCCGAGAUCGGGCGGGGAAAACGACAUUGACAUUCAAGCGGGCGCGCUAAUUGAUCGAUAAACCCCCCAACCCUAACGCCCGGGUCAAGUACUCUCAAUUGGAAGUGUCAGGUGGCAGCAUGGGGCAUCUGGUCCCGCUGCUGUUGGUGUUUUUCGGUUUCGGAGCUCCAUGGCCGGUUCUCGCCAGAACCGAUAACCAAACCGCCUGUGGAUCGCUGGAGAUAAACGAGAUUGCGGACUUUCGGAAAAUGCAGAACUGUACGUACGUGGUGGGUCACAUACGACUGGCCCAUGUGGACUUCACAGCCGGCAACUACAGCCUCGAAUCGCUGGCCAGCAAUGUCUCCGAGAUCAGCGAUUACUUGAUGGUGUAUCGCUGCAACGGGCUGCUCACCCUCCAGAAGAUAUUCCCCCGAUUGCGGAUCAUUCGCGGUCAGGCCCAGCUCUUCGAUAAGUACGCUCUGGUGGUCUACGAGAAUCGCAAUCUAAGGGAGCUGGGCCUGGUGGAACUACUGCGUGUCCAGAAGGGCUUCAUUCGCAUCGAAUCGAACCCCAUGUUGUGCUUCGUGGAGACCAUUGAUUGGAUGUACCUCAUGGGCAACGCGACUGAACAGCACUAUUCUCUAAAGCAUAACAAGCCGCAUGGCCAGUGUCCUUGGUGUGGUGGUCCAUUAGCAGAGUUCGAUUUCCUUAAGAAUGCCUCGGAGCAUUGCUGGAAUCUGAACGCAGCCCAGCUUCGUCCUCAGCCGCCUCGUUCCAAGGAUUGCCCACCGGCCUGUGGUAUAAGUGGAUGCGAUAAUGCGGGCAUAUGCUGUGACCACAACUGCGUUACUGGAUGCUAUUCACAAAAUUGUUCACUAUGUGCAAAUUACCAGGGAAAGUCUGGUUGUGUAAAUCAAUGUAUCGCCAGUUACGAAAUAAACAGGAGACAGUGCAUCAGCAAGAGAGAAUGCAAGGAUUUGGGAAGGAUUCCCUUGGUACGUGGCUAUCAGUGUGUGAAGAAAUGUCCGGGGAAUCAGAAGAAGGUCCUGGAUGCCAAGGGCAUGAUUCAAUGUCAAGUGGAGUGUAAGGGCGAUUUUCAUGUCAAGAGUGCCGCCGACUUAGAAGACCUGCAGGACUGUUUAACCAUUAAUGGUUCUCUAACCAUUGAGCUGACGAACAUUAAAGAGAAAAUAGUAGAAGCUUUGGAAAAUGCUUUGGUUAGUGUUAAGGAGAUCACUGGCUACCUCAAAGUUAUACACUCUGCCCAGCUUAUGUCUUUAACAUUUCUUCAGAACUUAGAUUCCAUUCGAGGUGAUAAGCUGGUUGAAAACAAAUACGCCCUCUUCGUGGUUAAUAACUACCACCUGGAGCACAUCUGGCCCCCCAAUCAUCAUGUGAUCAUCCAGCGUGGUAUGCUCUUCUUCCACCUGAAUCCCCGGCUGUGCUACGAAAAAAUUCACCAAUUGCAGAGCUCGCUGAAGAGCGGUGAGAAUAUAUCUGUGGCAGAUGUAUCGCCCAAUUCGAACGGUGAGCGCGUGAUUUGUGGCGACGGAGUGAGGUCCCUGAAGCCCGUUGUAGAGGAUUUGAAUUCCACUGCGGUGCGCAUUAUCAUGGACUAUAUGGACUGGGACGGCAUGGAAACGCUGAUAGGAUAUUCGUAUUACUACAAGGAAGCCCCGCAGCAAAACGUGACUAUGUACGAUGGUCGGCAUGGUUGCGGUCAUGACAACUGGCUCAUGGAUAUUUCGCCAAACAAGAGCCGACGUCAUGUGAUACGCAACCUAAAGCCCUAUACACAGUAUGCGUAUUUCGUGAAGACCCUAACUCGCACCGAUUACCAUAUUCAAAUAGACGCCUACUCGAAAAUCGCUUACUUCCAAACGCUGCCCGAUAGGCCUAGUCCCGUGGUCCGGAUCCGCGGCAGCUCGGAGAUCAGCUCCCAGAUUCUCCUUCACUGGUGGCCACCUAGUCGUCCAAACGGCAUCAUUAAGAAAUAUUUAUUGACCUAUGAAAAGCAGAAUGUAACCAAGGAGGUAAAGGACGUGUCCGCAAGUAUCGCAGAUUUGGAUUGCGACUGUGUAGAUGUAUUACCCUACUAUUCGGGUCCUCAACCGGACGACGAGGAUUACUACAACAAAGAUCAAAUCACCUACGAAGAUGCGUUGCCCAAUCUCAUUUACGUCUCGCGUUAUUACGACAAUCGAAGAAAGGAGUUCGACAAAGUAGUAGACUACGAGCAUCUAUUGACUAUGAAGAAAAAGGAAGUGCCCACUACUCUGGCACCGACCAAUCCAGUGCUCACAAAUAAAACGCUGGUAAAAAAGGCCGCUGAGACCUACGAAAUGUUCCGCAUGAAAAGCGAGAUGAGGCAUAAGGACAUGCAGGACUUUGAUCGGGAGAAGUGCAAGAUCCGCCAUGCCAUGCCAAAGUGCCAGAACUCACAUGCAUCGGUGGUCCAGCAGGUGGAGGAAAAGUGCGUCGUUGAGGAGACCUUGAAUGGCAUCGAGCUGCCGGGCAAUCAGCACUUCUACUAUAUUUUCAAUUUGGAACCUGAGACCUAUUACCGGGUCACAGUGCGAGCCUGUGUCGAUGGCGUGGUCAACGGGUGCUCCAAUCCGGCGGAAGCCCUGGUCAAGACCACCGGCCUUCGGAUCGAACGGUUAAUGAAGGAUGUUUAGGGUAGAAACUAUCGAUCGAAACCCAUUUGUAUUAGCUGGCAGGUGAUAAAUGCUAGCCCAUAUGACACUAGACUUUUUAAAACGAGAUCUGAAAUUAAUUUAGCACCCUUUAUGUUUUCUGAUUACAUUUUUGUAUUACUUCUGGUUAUGAAUUUACUUUUAUACCGAAAACGAAUGAGUUCCCGAAAUCUCUAGUGAUUGUCUUAUUAUAUGUGGAAGUCAGGAUUUGUAAAUGUGUUUCAAUCUUCCAUUUUAGGGACGUGUCAUAUGGGUUUAACUAAGUAUUGUAAGUCCAAUAACUGUAGUUGUCUUAAUGUUCCUCGCAAUGUAUAGUAAAUGUGUAAAUGCCUAACAAAUCCUCAACAAG
This is a messenger RNA of Drosophila rhopaloa, 3101 nucleotides long. It is a transcript of the gene Sdr, whose product is annotated as insulin receptor. Bases 194 to 2734 code for a protein of 846 amino acids. Lineage: Eukaryota; Metazoa; Arthropoda; Insecta; Diptera; Drosophilidae. The record is from RefSeq and is a predicted model, not a curated record. The transcript has 7 exons. Gene Ontology annotation, cellular component: plasma membrane; cell wall. Gene Ontology annotation, molecular function: protein binding.